AUGAGCUGAAGCAGGAAACAAUUUCUGUUCCCAUCUUCAUCAUGUACUACUCAAUGUGGCUGCUCUUUCUGUGUGUCACUGAACUAUCCAUGGUCACUGCCACUGCUAUGACUCAACCAGUUACUUCAUCUUCUGUGAAUCCAACACUAUCCGUUACUAAUACCAAUGUAGUAUCUUUGCAGACUUCAGCUCAAAAACCAUCCAAUACAAAUACUCCAGCCCCUUUUACUACUCCAGUACCUUCCAAUUCUUUAUUAUCUUCUACUAGUUCAGUGCCUUCUAUUCCAAUACCAUCUAGCACUCCUCAACUCCCUAUUCUUGGUUCAAUUCGAGCUAGUGUUUCUCCUAGGUUCAUUACAUUUAAAUGGUCUGCAACUUUUAAUGGCGUCAAUAGUUCGUCUUAUAAUUUUGUUAUAAGCACAGACGUAACACCUUCCACUUCCACUGGAGGUACUGUGUCUCUCAGAAUAGUCUCUGGUUCUACAAGGAGUCUAGUUCUUGGGCCACACACCCACAAAUCAGUUGUUCUUAUGAGCAUAGCAUUAUGUGAAUCAGGUAAUUCCUUUGCUCUAGCAACAAAAUGUAUUGAGGAUGACACAAGGAGAAGAUCAGUUACUGUUAUUCAUCCAGAAUGCAGUCUAGACUGCACCUAUCCUAAUGGAAUACAGAGUUUGGACUGCACGGAGUGCAUAUGCAGGACAACAGCAUAUGUAGGGCAACACUGCAAUAGACCAACCUUUUCACCAUCAAUAACUUCAGCUAUCAUGAGGGACAAUGGUACAGUGCUAAUGUCAUGGAACUUUGCAUACCGUGAUGUGUCUGUGGAUCAGUUCUUCAUAUCAGUGAAUAAUACAAUGACAGGGAGAAGAGUACAGGCACAUUAUCUUCAAAACUCAACACGAAGAAAUUGGACUCUAAAGUCACUUGCUGCUGACAACUAUUACACAUUACAAGUAUCUGUCAUGUCUGGAAAUAUCACAGUUCCAUCGGAACCUUUUGAAGUGUUUAUACCUCAAAAUAAUAGCUCUGAAAAGCAACUUCAAUCUAAUGCUGGAUACGUAGUUGCAAUUGGGGUCACAGUUAGUGUUUCAUUAGCAAUACUAAUGAUAGGAAUCAUUUGCACAGUGCUAAUUAUGAAAUGCUGGUAUCAUUCAAAGGCAAGGAAUGAACAAGGAGCUGAAGGUGAUAUAAAUCCGCCAGUGCAGGUGGAACAUGUACAGACAAACCUUGAAGAGUCAGUGCAACUCAAUUUUAAUCCUGCAUACACUGCCAUGGAGAUACAACAUGAUAACAAUAGGCAUGUUGGACGUACACGCACUAAUAGGGUACCUAAUGGAGGAGAAGUACAGGAUCGUUUAUACGAGUCAUUCCAUUCAACAGGAUCAACUCUGUUCUAUGACUAUGUAUCAACAACUGAAAGAAUUUAAAAUAACAAGAAUUUUAUGUAGUGCUUCAGAGACCCAUUAAUUAUUUUUUAAAUGUGUCUUUCAUUAAUUAAUCCUCAGGUUAAACCAUUA
This is a messenger RNA of Amphimedon queenslandica, 1517 nucleotides long. RefSeq lists its product as uncharacterized. NCBI's taxonomy places the organism in Eukaryota, Metazoa, Porifera, Demospongiae, Haplosclerida, Niphatidae. The record is from RefSeq and is a predicted model, not a curated record. The coding region runs from base 42 to 1427 and encodes 461 amino acids. The transcript is spliced from 6 exons.